This is a messenger RNA of Talaromyces marneffei, 2445 nucleotides long. RefSeq lists its product as uncharacterized. Lineage: Eukaryota; Fungi; Ascomycota; Eurotiomycetes; Eurotiales; Trichocomaceae. The record is from RefSeq and is a predicted model, not a curated record. Gene Ontology annotation, molecular function: catalytic activity. The transcript is spliced from 5 exons. Gene Ontology annotation, biological process: nucleoside metabolic process. The coding region runs from base 1 to 2445 and encodes 814 amino acids.
AUGUCAGCAUCACAUGCAGUCCGGAUUGAAGACUACACCAUUGGCUGGGUAUGUGCCCUCUUUACCGAACUCGCCGCCGCACAAGACAUGCUGGACGAGAGACACAGUGACACUCAUGUCCAUGGCCUGGAUACAAAUAUAUACACACUUGGCUCUAUUUGUGGACAUAAGGUGGUUAUCGCAUGCCUUCCAGAUGGUCAGAUUGGGGUAGGUUCAGCUGCUGCGGUUGCGGCACAAAUGAAGUCAACUUUUCCCUCUAUCCAAUUCGGGCUCAUGGUCGGUGUGGGUGGUGGCGUUCCAACCGUAGAGAACGACAUUCGACUUGGAGAUGUGGUGGUCAGUCGCCCAGAUAAGGGACAUGGGGGAGUCGUGCAAUACGACUUUGGGAAAAACACUCCUGGUGGCUUUCAACGAACAGGGUUUUUAAAUUCGCCUCCACAAAUUCUGCUGAAGGCCAUUGCAAAAAUGCGGAGUAACCACCUAAGAGGCGAAAGCAAAGUCUUGCAAUAUGCAUCUACGCCAAGAGCGGAAAUAGAAAGUCCGGGUCAAGACAUCCUUUUUGAAGCAGACUCCUGUCAUAUUGGAGGGCCUAUUUGUGAGAAAUGUGACAGAGACAAGAUCGUGAGAAGAAAGCCACGAGCUAAUCAGGAACCUGUGAUACACUAUGGCACUAUUGCAUCAGGCAGUCAGGUAAUGAGAUAUGGCAUUGAGAGAGAUCGAGUGAGUUCAGAAUUUGGUGGUGUGCUAUGCUUUGAGAUGGAAGCAGCAGGCCUGAUGAACAUCCUCCCAUGUCUUGUCAUACGGGGAAUAUGCGAUUACGCUGACUCUCACAAGAACAAGGCAUGGCAGCGAUAUGCGGCAAGAAUGGCGGCAGCAUAUGCAAAAGAGUUGCUUUCUAGGGUUCCUACAACUGAGGUUAAAAAGCCCCCAGUCACGGAUAAUAAGAUGGUCCAUUUUCAUCUACUCCCCGACCUUGGCGUUUGCCCAUUCGAAAGCAUAAUGACCGCUCCAUACUUUGGUUGGUCGGACGAGUACAUAGCGACAGGCAUACAGGCUGUGGCCAAGGCGAUACAGACUUUGGAGGAGGACGACGAUGACGAGCUUUUUGCGGAAGCUGUGGAAUUCUUGCAUGAAUUUGACGCUACUCUAAAAGAUAUUCAAAGAUAUGAGUCUGAAUUUCCCAGUGGACAAUUUACUACCGACAUAACCCGUCUUCUCCAAAUCAUGAAAUCGCCACUGGAUCGCCUUCUACACUUUUUGGAAGUAUACUAUCCCACUGUCAGCUCGCAAAUAUCGAAAUCAAAUGGAGAUCCGGAGAGCAAAAACUGGUCUUUUGAAGGUAAAAAAUUAUUUGGAAAGAUAAUGGAGUUAAAGGACGCGAUUAGCCACUCUCUAAAACUGGUUCAUACACUUCUGUGGUUACAUGGCCUCGAAAAUGUUGUCAAGGUAAUUAGGCAUGAAAUACCGGUUAUGGAGCCGGAUGCAGCCAAUGUAGCCGCAAAGUUCAUUCAGGCCCUGAACAGCAUUGAUAAUACAAAGCUUGGUUUGAAUAUAGAAAGUCUCAAAUCACGGCAGAAGUAUGAGAAGGCAAUGCAAUUUGGCGCUGACUCCACAAAGCAAGGCAUUUCCCCAAUACUACGUACCAGAAGCAGGAAAGUCCGCACUGGUGGGUUGAGGAGUAAGGAGAUGAUUUUUGCAAUUGAAGUUCUUCGGCAGGAGUUACAUAGAAGCACUGGAAUUAUACUCGAUACGUUAAUCGGCCAAAUGGAAAACCCUUCAAAUGACUCGGAACUGAAAGGCUUGUUGGAGCUUCACAAGCAGUCUUUCGUAACCAUCCACGAAUCACUCAAGUCGUCGUGGAUGGCCACAAACGAAAUCGAAGAACUAAUCAGACAAUUGACGGAGAAGGAUGCAACAGGAAAUAUGUCCAGUUGGAUCACUACGUGGACUGCUUCGCUUCUGGGUGCAGUGAUUGGGUCAAUUGCUACUACUAUGUUUGGCAUGUCACUGAAUCACAACAAUGAACCACAACUUUGUGAUAUUUCAUCCUUAAUCCAGGGAAGAGAUAUGGGCUCACGCAGUCAAAAUAAAGAAGAAUUGUGUCCUCGGUGCGAACAUUCAAAGGUUUGGAUUUUCAAAAACGACAUGCCAGAUAUUGGUGACGAUUCGAAGUUGGCUCGAAGUACAGGACCGAAUACAGAUAAUAUAGGCUUCGAAGAACCUCCUCUUCCCUCAGUGAGACCUUUGCCUUUUAAACAUGAGAAUGCAGAUAGGCGGAUCACCCCUUCGUUAUCAUCGGCAUAUACGGCCAGUCAUCUUCACGAUAGGGCUACUGAAUCAUAUCUGCUGACUCCAAUUCCCAUCCUUGUUGCAUUAUCGGCUUUAACGGCAUCCUCUUCUAGAGACACGAGUGCACACUUCGUGGCGAUGUUGCAAUUGUUCUGA